Messenger RNA from Momordica charantia (bitter melon), 3705 nucleotides. Lineage: Eukaryota; Viridiplantae; Streptophyta; Magnoliopsida; Cucurbitales; Cucurbitaceae. The record is from RefSeq and is a predicted model, not a curated record.
CCCAAAUAUCUUUUUAUACGUCAUCGUCAUCGUCUUCUUCAUCUUCAUUCUUUCUCUCUCUCUGCAAAUCACUUUUCGCUUUUUUGUUCAAUCCCUCCAUUUCCGCUUCUGUCAGUCAACUGUUACUGAUCAUUUUCAUUACCCUCUUCAACCACCGCUCUCUCUUUUUCCAUAAAAACCACACGAACAAUUCUCAUCUCUCUGCAACUCCCCACUCUCGCCGCCGGUGAGAUUUUUCUCCAUUUGCACCGUCGCCGGCGAGAUUUAUCUUCAUGGUACUCGAGUAACAUGGCGCGAUUAGCUGAACGGAUUUCCAGAAGUGGGCUUUCUAGAUACUCGUUGUUGUGACAGCAAUUUGAGUUCUGUUGCUGGAAUGGCUUCCACGAAUUCACCGCCUAACAUUGAACCUUCUGCGUUGACGGAAGAUUUGGCGGCGAAGGCUUUGAAUAAACGGUAUGAGUGCCUUGUGACUGUUCGAACAAAGGCCAUAAAGGGGAAAGGAGCUUGGUAUUGGGCUCAUUUGGAGCCUGUUCUGAUACGAAAUCCCAGCACUAGCCUUCCGAAGGCGGUGAAGCUCAAGUGUUCGCUGUGCGAUGCCGUUUUCUCGGCUUCGAACCCUUCGCGGACUGCAUCUGAGCAUCUGAAACGAGGCACUUGUCCCAAUUUGAGCUCCAUUUCUAGGUCUAACGCCUCGCCCUCGCCGUUGCCUAUAUCGUCGAUCCCUUCUCCCACAUUGCACAACCACAAGAAGCGAAGCUCUCAAAUGAAAAUGAGUGCUCCCGUUCUCACUGCUUCCUAUCAAGUUCACUCUCUAGCCAUGAUCGAGCCGACGCGAUCCUAUGCUCCGCUGAUUUCCUCGCCAGUGGCUCAAAAUCCGCUUGGGAUGGCGGGUAAGGCAGGCUUGAAUCAGCACCAGUUGGUGUUAUCGGGAGGGAAAGAUGAUUUGGGUGCACUAGAAAUGCUGGAAAAUAGUGUCAAGAAACUCAAGAGUCCACAUGCCUCACCUGGACCAAGGCUGAGUAAGGAACAAAUAGAUUCUGCAAUCGAGUUACUAACCGAUUGGUUUAUCGAGUCAUGUGGGUCAGUGUCGCUUUCCUGCCUUGAGCAUCCCAAGUUUAAAGCCAUGCUUAAUCAGUUGGGUCUGCCUUCAUUACCACGGACUGACAUUUUAGGAGCUCGACUGGACACCAAGUUUGAGGAGGCGAAAGCAGAUUCAGACGCCAGGAUUAGAGAUGCAAUGUUUUUUCAAAUUGCUUCAGAUGGGUGGAAGAAUAAGAACUGCUGUGGUUACUAUUGUGGCGAAGAGAGUAUAGUUAAAUUUAUGGUCAAUCUUCCAAAUGGUACUACCGUGUUCCAAAAAGCACUAUUUACAGGGGGAUUGAUGUCAUCCAAGUAUGCGGAGGAAGUUAUAUUGGAUACGGUCAAUGAAAUUUGUGGGAGUGGUCUGCAGAGAUGUGUGGGGAUAAUUGCAGAUAGGUACAAGGCCAAGGCGUUGAGGAAUUUGGAGAUAAAGAAUCAUUGGAUGGUAAAUCUCUCUUGCCAGCUUCAGGGUAUUCUUAGUUUGAUAAAGGAUUUUAACAAAGAGCUUCCACUUUUCAGGAUAGUCACUGAAAAUUGCUUGAAGGUUGCAAACUUUGUAAAUACCAAAUCUCAAAUUAGGAAUUGUUUAAACAAGUACAAGGUGCAGGAGCUAGAGGGUCACUGGUUGCUUCAUGUUCCUUCGCCAAACUGUGAUACAUCCAAAAACUUCUCACCUGUUUAUUCUAUGCUUGAUGAUAUGCUUAACUGUGCUCAUGUGCUUCAAAUGGUUGUGUUAGACGAGUCCUAUAAGCUGGGAUGCAUGGAGGAUCCACUAGCCUCUGAGAUUUCUAGUCUGAUACAAAAUGAACGCUUUUGGGAUGAAAUGGAGGCAGCUCACUCACUUGUAAAGAUGAUCCGAGGGAUGGCUCAAGAGAUUGAAGUGGAAAGGCCGCUGAUUGGGCAAUGCUUGCCUCUCUGGGAGGAGCUGAGAACAAAAGUGAAGGAAUGGUGUGGUAAGUUCAGCAUUGCUGAAGGGCCAGUGGAGAAAAUUCUAGAAAAGCGGUUUAGAAAAAAUUAUCACCCAGCCUGGUCAGCUGCGUUUAUACUGGACCCGCUUUACUUGAGGAGGGACAUAAAUGGGAAAUAUCUUCCACCCUUCAAGUGCCUUUCGCAGGAGCAGGAAAAGGAUGUGGAUUCACUCAUUAAUCGGUUGGUGUCCAGGGAAGAAGCCCAUGUCGCAUUCGUGGAGCUUGCGAAAUGGAGAUCUGAAGGGCUAGACCCACUUUAUGCUCAGGCAGUUCAGGUUAAACAACGAGACCCUUUAACUGGAAAGAUGAAAAUUGUCAACCCACAGAGUAGGCGACUUGUCUGGGAAACUUGCCUAAGCGAGUUCAAGACCCUUGGUAAGGUGGCACUCCGGCUUAUUUUCCUUCAUUCAACAUCUUGUGGCUACAAGUGUAAAUGUUCUGUCAUGAAUUUGGUUUGCUCACAUCGCCACUCGAGGGUCGGCUUGGAGAGAGCUCAGAAGAUGGUGUUUGUUGCAGCUCAUGCCAAACUUGAAAGGAGAGACUUCUCUAACGAGGAAGACAGAGAUGCAGAACUAUUUGCAAUGACAGAUGGUGAAAAUGACAUGCUCAAUGAGGUCUUUUCUGAUGCACCCUCAAUUACAGUGCUGAAUGUGUUUGAUCAAAACCAAACCUGAGUUGCUUGAAGUCAACCUCGGACUAGGUACCAUAUCUUUGCAGCUGAAGAUGCACUUCGCUGAAAUCCCAGAUAUAUCUCCUGUUGUGCCUACUUAUGUUACUUUCUGAGCCCCACUGUGAGGAGUGGAUAUCUAUCUCAAUGCUGUUGUAGAUGUCAUACUCAAGAAAAGACACUUACAAGAGUUAUUGGUUAGCCUUGGCAUGAUUGCUAAAAAAGUCUUGAGCAAAGGGCAAGCAAAGAGGGCUGUCGGCAUGAGUAUGCACAUAACAAGGCCGAAAGGGAUGUAGCAACGAACUUGAAUUGAUGUUGCAUGUAUGGUUCAGAAAACAACUUUGACAACACAAAGCAGGUUGAAAUUGAUCUAGGAGAAUGGAGGAGGUUCUACUUCUAGAUCUCAAAGGAACCACUAGUCAGUAUGCUAAAUGUUCCAAGUAUCUUUUAUGAUGUGAAAUAUGGGUGGUGAUUGGUGAUUGGUGAUUGGUGAUUGGUGGAAAGAAAUGGGAUUUGCUUCAAUUAGUGCAAUGAAAUCUCACCUAAAAGGGCAACAGUUUUGAGAUUAUCUCAAUGAUUUUAGGAAUGUCACUAUGCAUUUUCCCAUCAUACCCCUUCCCACCAAACCUUCAUUUAAUUGGUUCUGUGGCCCCCAUCCCAAGAGGGAAAAAUAAAAUAAAAUAAAAGGAAGUGUAUUUAAAAAGUUUGGUGGAGGCUAAGAGACAAUUUGGUUGGCAAGAGUUUGAGGUCUUUUGAUCCUAUUAACUUAGAAGUCUCAAGUUCGAAUUUUUCGGUGAGCAUAUACUAAAAAUCAUUGAUGUCUCCUGAGUUUGGACCUCAAGGAGGACGUGGGUGCUCGAGUAUAGGAGAGUAAUGCUUCACUCCAAAAAAAGCUAGGUGGAGAUUGAGAUUGAGAUUGAGAUUUCAAAAUACCACCUAUUAAAACCCCAAUUAAUCUUUUUAUUUUUAUUUUUCUUUAAGAACAAUUAU